AUGUCGGCCGACAAGAACAUCCGCGCGACGAAACGCUUCAUCACCGGCCACGACAAGGAGGGCCGAGAGAUCUUCCACGACGAGGUGGACGAGGCAGCGCCCAUGGUGCGGCUGCCGGGGGACGCCGACUUCGCGCUCUGCUACGCCACCAAGGGCUACCCGAUCGACAUGUCGGACAACAAGGACAUCGCGACGUACCAGAGCUACCUGACGGAUCUGCCGGGCAUCACCAUCUCGGGCGGGUCGGUGCUGCGCAUGGUCGACAUGCCGCCCGGGGCGACGUCGCCCAUGCACCGCACCGUCAGCCUCGACUACGGCGUCGUGCUCGAGGGCGAGAUCGAGCUGAUGCUCGACUCGGGCGAGAAGCGCGUCAUGAAGCGCGGCGACAUCAGCAUCCAGCGCGGCACGAACCACGCAUGGCGGAACCUGAGCGACACGCAGUGGGGGCGCAUGGUUUACAUCCUGCUGCCGGUGCAGCCCAUCAAGGUUGGCGACCAGGUGCUGGGCGAGGCCAGCGACAUUCCGGGGGUCAAGCCGUCCGAGUAG
Messenger RNA from Diplodia corticola, 546 nucleotides. RefSeq names its product cupin domain protein. Bases 1 to 546 code for a protein of 181 amino acids. The transcript has a single exon. Lineage: Eukaryota; Fungi; Ascomycota; Dothideomycetes; Botryosphaeriales; Botryosphaeriaceae. The record is from RefSeq and is a predicted model, not a curated record.